CAACCGCCAAAAAAAAAAAAAAAAACUGAAGAGAAGAAGAGAAUGUUUGUGGAAUGCAGCGCUUCAUUCAUUAGUGUCGAGGCCUUUCCCUCGCUGAUCAGGAUAUCCAGAACUCACCAUGGUGAAACUUUUCAUUGGCAACCUCACCACCAGUACCACGGUGGAAGAGCUGCGAGAACUCUUCGAGAAGUACGGCACGGUGACGGAAUGCGACAUCGUCAAGAACUUUGGUUUUGUGCACCUGAGCAGCAUGAGCGAGGCGAAGGAGGCCAUCAAGAACCUGCACCAGAUGGAGCUGCACGGCUCGAACAUGAACGUCCUCCUCAGCAAAGAAAAACCCAAGGCCUACACCAAGCUGCACAUCACCAACCUGAGUGAAGACGUGUCCGCUGAGCAGCUGCGGGCUCAGUUUGAGGAAUUCGGCACCGUGUUGGAGUGUGCUAUUGUGAAAAACUAUGCCUUUGUUCACAUGGAAAGAAUGGAGGACGCCAAGGAGGCCAUCAGUAAGCUGGACAACAGAGCUUUCAAAGGCAAGCUGAUGAAAGUACAGCUGUCCACCAGCCGUCUUCGCACCGCCCCGGGAAUGGGAGACCAUAAAGGCUGCUUUGUCUGCGGGAAACAUGGUCAUUGGUCCAAAAACUGUCCGGUUGAUAGAGACGGUGAUGGUGCCAGAAGUGGAAGCAGCCGGAUCCCCCCGCGCGGCAUGCCCCCCCCUCAAGCAGCAGAUUAUAUGAGUAACCCUGAGUACAGUUGGCCCAGCUACUCUGGCAGGCCGCCGCUGCCGCCGCCGCCGCGUCCGCCACCGCUGCCGCCUCCUCCUCCCAUUCACAGGUUUGGUGGUUACGGCUCAGACCUGCGSUAUCGGUAUCCCAGUCGAGCACUGGGCGUGUACACGGACAGGUCCCUUUACGACCGUGAUCGCCUCUACAGCAGUGUGGACUAUUAUGAGAAGUACAGAGCUAUGCCAUAUGCUUCCACCUAUCUAGAGGCACGCCGCAUGUCCCAUAUCCCUCCUCCUCCUCCUCUUCCUCCUCCACCGCCCGCUGCCUCCCUGUCCAAGCUCUCAUCCAGUGCAGCUCCUUAUGAGCGCCAGCGUCUGUCUCCACCCUCAGCAGCUGCUGUGUACUACACACAGGAGUACAGUGCCAUCGAACAAGCGCCGGCCUCCUCAGCAACCUAUUCCUACGAGCGAACAAGGYUGUCACCAGAAGCUGGCUCCAGGAGCGCCUAUCCUGUCCUACGGCCUAAGAAUCCUUACGCAGCACAGCGCUAUGCCCCGUACUGAAGCCACGGUCUUCUCCACCAAACCCUGCAGCUGCAGGAGGCCAUCCUCAGAAAUGUUCAGACUUCCAGGCUCGCUUACUCUGCGGAUUUUCAACAAACUCUUUAGCAAAGUUUCUCUUUUUCUACUUUUUAUCUAAAACCUUUUGUUUUACUUUUUAAAUUUUUUGACAUUUGAUUGGUUUUUUUUUUUCUUGUAUGAAUAUUUUUCAGGUGAAUGAGUGUGGUAUAAAUGUAUGGGUUGCUUGUAAUGCAAGAGUCUGAUUUUGUUCUUCUAUAUUUGAUGUGAUUUGACUUGAUGUCUGUAAAGGCAGGUUUGUUAGUUUUGAAGAAAAAAGACUUCAGGUAUUUUGUAAAACAUCUUAAAAGGAUUGUUUCUUCUAUGUGUAAAUGCGUGAACCCUUAAAUGAGCUGUUGGUUGAGAAUAAAAAUCAUUGACAUUUUCUCA
Messenger RNA from Austrofundulus limnaeus, 1729 nucleotides. Its product is annotated as RNA-binding protein 4.1. The transcript has 4 exons. NCBI's taxonomy places the organism in Eukaryota, Metazoa, Chordata, Actinopteri, Cyprinodontiformes, Rivulidae. Bases 119 to 1285 code for a protein of 388 amino acids. Gene Ontology annotation, cellular component: nucleus. Gene Ontology annotation, molecular function: mRNA binding; zinc ion binding. The record is from RefSeq and is a predicted model, not a curated record.